CCAAUUCAAUCGCACAUAAACAAUUCGCAGAAUUCCUCGGUUGUUAUUGAGUAGGAUCGCACUCAUUUAUAAUGUGUGAAUACACGCACACAUGUGCCGUUGUGUGCACUGUGUGUAGCGCAGUGAAAAAUUCAUAAACAAAAAUAUUUCACAAAGCCAAAUUCACUGAACAAUAUAGCGCAGUUCCUUGGCAAAAUCCCAUUGAAAUAUCAAGUGCUUUGCAGUCUCGUUCCGAAUUUAUAUACGAAAUUAUUGUUGAUUAAUUGUGGCAAUGCGUUCAAUUCGCAAAAAACUUGUAAUUGUUGGCGAUGGUGCUUGUGGCAAAACGUGUCUCUUAACGGUCUUCUGCAAAGAUAAUUUCCCAUUGGAUUAUGUGCCGACAGUCUUCGAAACAUAUGUGGCAGACGUUGAGGUUGAAGGAUCUCAGGUGGAAUUGGCCCUAUGGGACACAGCUGGUCAGGAGGAUUACGAUCGCUUAAGGCUACUCAGCUAUCCUGAUACCGAUGUUAUUGUCAUGUGCUUCUCCAUCGAUCUGCCCGAUUCAUUGGAAAAUAUUCAAGAUAAAUGGAUACCAGAAGUCAAACAUUUUUGCCCCAAUGUUCCCAUCAUUUUGGUGGGCAAUAAACGCGACUUGCGCUACGAUCAUGAAACCAUAAAGGAAUUGGCAAUGAGAAAGCAAAUGCCUGUCACAGCUGACGAAGGACUCACAAUGGGCGAAAUUGUUAAUGCCUUUGCAUAUUUAGAAUGUUCUGCCAAGAUGCAGGAAGGUGUUCGAGAGGUCUUUGAAACAGCGACUAGGGCUUCAUUGCAAGUCAAUAAAAAAAGAAAGAAAAGGAAAUGUGUGCUGCUUUGAUCACGAGUAUGUUUUUAAAAGUUAUAAAUCGAUAUGAUCAAUCAUAUAAAACGAUCAAUAUUUACAUUUUUAUGUUGAGCGGUUUACAAAUGUAAAAGUGACGUUCAAAUUAAAUUAGAUUAAAAGCGAAAUAAAUCAACUAUUUUGGGAAAUUUAUUUAUUUUUUAAUUUUCCC
Molecule: messenger RNA, 1028 nt
Organism: Drosophila albomicans
Lineage: Eukaryota; Metazoa; Arthropoda; Insecta; Diptera; Drosophilidae
Product: ras-like GTP-binding protein Rho1
Exons: 3
Coding region: 272-853 (193 amino acids)
Biological process (GO): small GTPase-mediated signal transduction
Molecular function (GO): GTP binding; GTPase activity
Source: RefSeq, a predicted model, not a curated record